Molecule: messenger RNA, 1062 nt
Organism: Brassica rapa (field mustard)
Lineage: Eukaryota; Viridiplantae; Streptophyta; Magnoliopsida; Brassicales; Brassicaceae
Molecular function (GO): zinc ion binding; nucleic acid binding
Source: RefSeq, a predicted model, not a curated record
AUGGAAGACGAUUCUCAAGCACGUGAUAAAGGUCUUGAGAUGAAGAAGGACAUACGAUGGAGUGAUGAUGCAAAGAAGAACAAUAUGGCGAUUGCUCUGAUCUUUCAAUCAGUCCCGGAAGCGCUAAUACUUCAGAUAGGAGAACAUGAUACAUCGAAUAAGAUUUGGAAAGCUAUCAAAUCCUGUAACCUAGGUGCUGAUCGCGUGAGAGAAGCGAGGUUACAGACUUUGAUGUCUGAGUUCGACAAACUGAAGAUGGAAGACACAGACACGGUGGAUGACUACGUAGGAAAACUUUCAGACUUAGCAUCGAGAGCAGCCGUGUUAGGAGAGAUAAUGGAAGCAUCAAAGCUGGUAAAGAAGUUUCCGAAGGGACUUCCAAGAACGAAGUUCAUUCACAUCGUAGCUUCGUUAGAACAAGUGCUGGAUCUAAAUUCAACAGGGUUCGAAGACAUUGUUGGGAGAUUGAAGUCUUUCGAAGAACGCAUCAAAGAAGAAACCCAAGAUGAAGAUCAAUCGAAGCUAAUAUUUGUAAAGAAUGAUGCACAAGGUCGUGGAAGCCAUAGCAACUCGCGAGGAACAGGCAGAGGUAGAGGCUAUGGUGGAAGAGGAAGAGGACGAGGAAGGUCUAAUGGUUCUGAUGGUCAUAACAAAGGAGGAGAAGCUUCAGACAAGACCAAGAAGGACUACUCCAAGGUUAAAUGCUGGAGAUGCGACAAGAUGGGGCACUUCGUGUCACAUUGUCCUACACGACCAAGAGAAGAAGCUAACCUAACGGAAACACAAGAAGCAGAUGCAUUAUAUAUGCAUGAUGUAGUAUUCCUCAACGAAGAGAGAGUGUUUCCUAAGAGUAACCAUAUGACAUGCAAGAGAGAGUUCUUCUCAAACCUAGAUGAGAGCAUCAAAGGCAAAGUCAAAUUCGGUGAUGGAUCAAACGUCAAGAUUGUUGGGAAAGGUUCGAUCACGUUCAUCGGAAAAACAGGGGAGAGAAGAGCACUCAAAGAUAUCUACUACAUCCCAAGUCUUAAACACAAUAUCAUAAGUCUUGGACAAGCAACCUAG